This is a messenger RNA of Olea europaea var. sylvestris, 760 nucleotides long. Its product is annotated as protein PNS1-like. Gene Ontology annotation, molecular function: transmembrane transporter activity. Lineage: Eukaryota; Viridiplantae; Streptophyta; Magnoliopsida; Lamiales; Oleaceae. The record is from RefSeq and is a predicted model, not a curated record. Bases 5 to 283 code for a protein of 92 amino acids. Gene Ontology annotation, biological process: transmembrane transport. The transcript is spliced from 3 exons. Gene Ontology annotation, cellular component: membrane.
ACCGAUGUAUUCCUUGUGUUAUGCUGUCACAACUUCUUUUGGCAGCAUAUUCUAUGGAUCACUCUUUACGGCUGCAAUGCGAACAUUACGGUGGGAGAUUGCAGUUUACGGAAAAAGCUUUAAUAACUCAGCAAAAGAUGCCUGGGAGCUGUUCCAAUCUACAGGAGUUGAAGCACUUGUUGCAUAUGACUGUUCAGGUGCUGUUCUACUGAUGGACACAUUCUUGGGUGGGCUGAUUGCCAGGACUUGUGCAGGUGUUUGGUCUUGCAUCAUAUGCUUCUAACACAGCAUAAAUGGUGGGAUCUACUGCCAUGUUGAUGAGGAUGAUCUUGGUCGGUUUUGGUGACUGUAGUUGUGGAAAGUGCAGUGAAGUCUAUUUAUCUCUGUUACGCGCAAGACCCUUUAUUAAAAGGUUGAACCCCAACCUUAAGGGUCCCCCACCGCCCCUGUCCUGGAACAUCGUGAGGGAGGUAAAUCGCAGGUUAUGCCUCCAAGGGUACAGGGCGCAAGACCCUUUAUUAAUACAUAGGUGGGAUGCACCGUUCUUUGAACAGAUGUCGGAGAAACUACACCAGAGCCUUCAACAUAGAAGUGCACGCUCAAGAUAAGUAUUAAGUCAUAGAAUAGAUGAGCAAAUACAAGAAACAAUUGCUGUUUGAAUACAAGAAGCAUCAAUAGCUGUUAAGUACAGUUAAUUCCUAUGAAAUUUGAAAUCCUCGUUUUCUUCUCUCAGAUAACAUAUCGAAACAUGUUUAUGAAA